AUGGGAUUAUUUUUAAACUCGGGGAGGAAGUAUUUAUUGUUCUGGGCCAGGAGACGGCCGGCAGGGAAUCCUCUGGGGACAGUCGCUCCGAAGAAGGCCAAGAAGAGGGCAGAGGGCGCCAACUCCAACGUCUUCUCCAUGUUCGAGCAGACCCAGAUCCAGGAAUUCAAAGAGGCCUUCACCAUCAUGGACCAGAACAGGGAUGGCUUCAUCGACAAGAACGACCUCAGGGACACCUUCGCUGCUCUCGGACGAGUGAACGUGAAGAAUGAGGAGAUUGAUGAAAUGAUCAAGGAAGCUCCGGGGCCCAUUAACUUCACUGUGUUCCUGACGAUGUUCGGGGAGAAACUGAAGGGGGCAGACCCCGAGGAGACUAUUCUCAACGCGUUCAAAGUGUUCGACCCUGAGGGCAAAGGAGUGCUCAAGGCUGACUACGUGCAGGAGAUGCUGACCACACAGGCCGAGCGAUUCUCCAAGGAGGAGGUGGACCAGAUGUUCGCCGCUUUCCCCCCUGACGUGACGGGCAGCUUGGACUACAAGAACCUGGUGCACAUCAUCACCCACGGGGAAGAGAAGGACUGAGCGCGCGGGGCUCGGCCCGAACACCCGCCAGCCCUGCCCCGGCCUGCUGUGGGCAGCGUGGCCUCUCGCUUCCUCCUCCAGCCCUACGGUUGCAGGAGACGGGGAGCGAUGCUGCUGGACGCGGCAAACCUUACCUGGCGCGGCUGGGACGCGAACCCGCGCCCAGGCUCAGCUGAGGCUAAUAAACAGGAGGGCGCGA
This is a messenger RNA of Sorex fumeus (smoky shrew), 781 nucleotides long. It is a transcript of the gene MYL2, whose product is annotated as myosin light chain 2. The transcript has 7 exons. The record is from RefSeq and is a predicted model, not a curated record. Lineage: Eukaryota; Metazoa; Chordata; Mammalia; Eulipotyphla; Soricidae. Gene Ontology annotation, biological process: cardiac muscle contraction; muscle cell fate specification; heart development. The coding region runs from base 1 to 582 and encodes 193 amino acids. Gene Ontology annotation, molecular function: calcium ion binding. Gene Ontology annotation, cellular component: myofibril; cytoplasm.